Molecule: messenger RNA, 1287 nt
Organism: Effrenium voratum
Lineage: Eukaryota; Dinophyceae; Suessiales; Symbiodiniaceae
Source: the annotation of a GenBank genome assembly
CCUGUUUUGUCUGACAAGUCUGCCCGGUGCGCGGCAUGUCGAAUGGCGACUGCAUGGCUGACGAAGCGCCUGGCCACCCUGGAUGCCUUCGAGGUUGAACGAGGAUAUGGUGGCGACGCCAAAGAUGAAGACCUCAUCGAGUUCGUCACAGAUGGUCUUCUCACAGACAUUGACAUUGCUGGGACAACUCCACAAGAAGAGCUAGGAAAUGCUGGAUUUUGCAGCUUGGGCGCAAAUCUAGCGGACAAGGUGACCAACUUGAGGAGGUUGAACCUUCGGAGGAUUGGCUUGACAAGUGCCGGAUUUCGCGAGGUCGGCCGUUUGCUGACUCGUUGCCCAGCGUUAGAGGUCCUAGAUGUUAGCUACAACGAUGCUGGAGCAGACGGUCUGCGAAAAGACUUCUGCGAAGCUUUGGAUGAUGCUAGGUCUUUGAGAGUACUCGAGAUGAGAGGAUGUGGGCUUCGCGACGAAGGGCUUGAUGCUCUUUGCACGACGCUGGAGCGUUUUGAUGAAGCAUUGAGGCCAGUGGUAGCAGUGCAGAAGCUGAGUCUGAGUACGAAUCACAUCACAGCUGAGGGAGCCAGGCGGUUGGCGCGGAUGCUGUCUACCAACUUGAAGCUUGAGGAAUUGGAUCUGUCAGACAACGACUUGCAGAAGGCAGGCGGGGAGGCCAUCGCAUCGGGCCUUGUUGGCAACAAGGGACGCCUGCAGAAGUUGAAUAUGUCCCACAACCGUCUGAGGGCUGGGGGUGCUCGACCCUUGCUCCAGAGAUUCCUAGAGACCGAUUCCAAGCUGCAGAUUUGCAUCAGAAGGCUCGCAGGAACAAAGCAUGGGUUUGUGCUGGCCGGCAUGACGGUCACUGGCUUGGAGUUCCUCGGCUGGGUGGAGCAGCACAACAACAACAAUCGAAGUGAGGCCGUUUUUCCUGGCGACAGGAUUGUUGAGGUCAAUGGCAAGACGGAUUCUGAAGAGAUGCUCUAUGAGCUGACAGUUGGAGAGGUGCUGAAUAUCAUGCUAUUGCGUGAUGGUGUUUGCAUGAAGACUUUGGACCUGUGCUACAACUUGCUGGGCACGAAGGGCUCGGAGGAGUUGAUGGCAAUCGUUGGAUGCAAAAGACAGGGAUCUAUGCUUGGAAAUCAAGUGCGGUUGGAUGGUGGCAGGAUCCUGCUCAUGAAUGCGUACUAGCACAGCAAACGACCUUGGACUUGCCAAGCAAGCAUCAAGGACUUCAGAAGUCUAGCCACGCUACAUGCGUGGAUCAUGUCUCCUGACCUUGUCAGAGGGUAG